AUGUCGACAAUCACUAACGAUAUUAAGUUUCCCGAAGGCUUAAGAGUUCUCGUCAUGGAUGACAAUGUCGAUUGCUUGAAACUACUGUGCAUUGAUCUUCAUAAAUGCAAAUAUAAAGUUACUGCAAUAACCGAAGCAAUUAAAGCUCUUGAACUAUUGAGGAAGAACAAAGAUGAAUAUGACAUUUUUAUUACUCAAACCAAACAUACGGUUGAUUUUGAGUUCUUGAAGAUCAUAACCCUUGAAAUUGUAAUUCCGAUCAUAGUUAUAUCUGAAAACGACGACAAAGAUAUGGUGUUAAAAGGUGUGAUAAAUGGAGCUCGAGACUACCUUGUAAAGCCUGAAGAAAUUGUUCGAUCCACCAAUAUCGACAACUCCCAUGAUAAGAGAAAGGGAAAACAAAAUUGA
Messenger RNA from Impatiens glandulifera, 408 nucleotides. Its product is annotated as two-component response regulator ARR12-like. The record is from RefSeq and is a predicted model, not a curated record. NCBI's taxonomy places the organism in Eukaryota, Viridiplantae, Streptophyta, Magnoliopsida, Ericales, Balsaminaceae. The coding region runs from base 1 to 408 and encodes 135 amino acids. The transcript has 4 exons. Gene Ontology annotation, biological process: cytokinin-activated signaling pathway; phosphorelay signal transduction system.